Molecule: messenger RNA, 1003 nt
Organism: Cuscuta europaea
Lineage: Eukaryota; Viridiplantae; Streptophyta; Magnoliopsida; Solanales; Convolvulaceae
Source: the annotation of a GenBank genome assembly
CCAAUUUUAACUUCCCGCCCAUCCAUUCAAACCCUUAUAAAAACCCUCCUUCGCCAUUAAAUUCAUUGUAAGAAGCUGUACCCUUCCAAUUCUCAUAUCCCUAAAUCAAAGUCAAGUAGCAACCGUCAGAGGAAGAAAAAUGUCCGGCCGUGGAAAAGGAGGAAAAGGGUUGGGGAAAGGCGGAGCAAAGCGCCACCGUAAGGUUCUCCGGGACAACAUCCAGGGCAUCACCAAGCCGGCGAUUCGGAGGCUCGCCAGAAGAGGAGGCGUGAAGAGAAUCAGCGGUCUAAUCUACGAAGAGACCAGAGGCGUGCUGAAGAUCUUCCUCGAAAAUGUCAUUCGUGAUGCGGUUACCUACACGGAGCAUGCUCGGAGGAAGACGGUGACUGCCAUGGAUGUGGUCUAUGCUCUCAAGAGGCAAGGAAGGACUCUGUACGGGUUUGGCGGUUAAGUUUAAAGCUUGGUUAAUUCUUCUGUGUUGAUCUGAAAUUUCAAAAAAUCAUUGUAGCAUUUGGGUUUUAUCUGAAUGAAAGCAUUUGCAGAUCUUUCUUUUAAGUUAUCAUUAUAUUAUGCGUGAUUGCUGAUACUGUUUCAUUUUCUGCUGGAGAAGAUUUGAUAUGAACAUCAAAGCUUUGAUUUACUCCUGUCCAAUUCAAGGCUGCCUCAAUUUAGUUAAACAAUAUCUAAAUUUUAUUUGUGACAGUAGUUUAUAAAGAAUUAAAUUUUAUUAUUGAAUAUACUUGGGAAUAGUUGAUUACUGUUGCUCAAUUAGUAUAACAGCAAUACAGAAUUGAUUUAUCAUAUAACAAGAACUCAUGUGCUGGGGCCUGGGGAAUCAACUGCCAGGCUUAAUGUGCUAAAUUUAAUUUAAAGAAUUCCUGGUAAUAUAACGGUGAUUGUGCCAGAAGCAGAGGUACCCGUAUAUGAUUUUUCCAAGCUCUGUCCCUGCAAAGAAUGUUCGGAAAAGGCAAAAGCGCUUAUUGAAUUUGAGAAUGAUCUCCUA